UCAGCAGACAACAAACAAGAGCAGGAAUCCCUACAGAUGGAGCUGUAAGAAUCGUCCGCAAUCAUUGUGGAGAAGAGUAGCCUACUUACUGCUCGCGCUGCCAGUGGGAAGGAAAGCAUCCUGGACUAAAUUACUUGCGCUGGAACAGGACUAAAGGAUAUAAUUUGAACACUUCUUCAAUUCUGGGAUUACAAACACGUAAGGGACAAACUGGACAUCUGCACGGAGGUAUCUGGAAGGAUCUAAAAGCAGAUCGGGGUCAAAAGGGAAGAAAGGAAAACACACGUACCAGCAGGGCAGCGCUCAACUAGAGUCACAAGGGAGCACAACGCUGUGAAUUCUCAAGGCACCCCGCUGUCAGGCCGUAUUUCAGGUCAAAGAUGACACUGUUAAGGAUAAGACAUUUCCUGUGGAUAUUUUAUGUGUGCUGGGCAGUCGCUGAACAUGAGCCCCUCUGGCAGAUGAAGGUGCACAAGAGUCCCCCGGUCAGCGGCUCUCUGGCGGGGAAAGUGGUGCUGUCCUGCCACUUCUCCACCGUGCUGACCACAGCCUCCACCCUCAGCCCCACCUCAGCCAAAACCACCCCCGCUGCCAACCCCGACUCCAGCACCGCCGCCCCAGACCACCUCCGCAUCAAGUGGACCAAGCUGGAGGAGGACGGUGAGAGCACGGUGCUGGUGGCCCAGAACGGGGUGAUCAAGAUCGGGCCGGCCUACAAGGGCAGGGUGUCUGUGCCCAGCCAUCCGGAGGUUGUGGGGGAUGCCUCCCUGACCAUGGUCAGGCUGCGGGCCAGCGACGCUGGGCUGUACCGCUGUGAGGUCAUGUACGGCAUCGAGGACACCCAGGAAACCGUCUCUCUGGACGUCACUGGUGUCGUUUUUCAUUACCGGGCUCGCUCCAGCCGUUACACGCUGGACUUCGCCGAAGCCAUUGAAGCCUGCCGGCACAUCGGGGCCUCCAUCGCCACGGCCGACCAGCUGUGGGCCGCGUACGAGGACGGCUUUGACCAGUGUGAUGCAGGCUGGGUCGCAGACCAGACUGUUCGAUACCCAAUCAAGAGGCCCAGGUCUGGUUGCUAUGGAGACAAAUAUGGAAGGCCUGGCGUCAGGACAUAUGGACUCCGAGAGCCCAGCGAGAAAUAUGAUGUGUACUGUUAUGUGAACAAACUUCAUGGUGAGGUUUACUUCUCAGCCGCUAAGAUGACCUUGGAGGAGGCCAGGAGGGACUGUGAGGGCAGAGGGUAUGUGCUGGCCUCCCCAGGUCACCUCCAUGCGGCCUGGAGAAAGGGCCUGGACCGCUGUGACUACGGCUGGCUCUCAGACGGCAGCGCCCGCUACCCCAUCUCUGUGCCCCGGACCCAGUGCGGAGGGGGGCUCCUGGGCGUCCGGACCUUGUACCAGUACCAGAACCAGACCGGCUUCCCCAAGCCCACCGAGAAGUUUGGGGCCUUCUGCUUCCAUGGUCAGGACCCUGUGACCCCGGAACCCAUUACAACGGUGUCUCCCAGCUUGGUCAGCUCUGGGAAACUAGAGUCACGCACGACUCCAAUUCCUGUUGGCACAACACCCCUGCCAGAAGCCCCCUCCAUGUUCUCUACGAGCAUGGCUCCCUCACGAGAAAGGGGCUCCCUCGGGUUGGUCACCCUUCCCCCUGAGGCUACCUUCACCGUCCACGAAUUUGACGUGGAGGACUUCAUCAGCGAGACCCACGGCAAGCUAGAGUCCAUUCCUCGGGGUGACGCACUGGAUCGGGCGAUGCUGCCCCCACUGCCCACGAUGAGGAGUUCCCCACCCUACCUGGACAUCGCCGAGGAGGAAGACUCCAGCCCCGGCCUUCCCCUGGGGGUGAAGUCAACGACGGCUUCCCCUAGAGCACAGGGGGUCCAGGAGGGCUCCAGAGUGGAGCACCCUGCGGAAGACGGAAGCUCAGGGAGUCCUGAUUCAGAGUCAAAAUCGGGAGAAAGGGAAACGGAGAAAGAGCCAUCUUCCCCGCACCACGACUUGGCAAAACCAGCCAUCGUCUACAAGGAAGAGAAGGAGGGCUCAGCCGACAGUGAUGUGUCAAAAGAUGUUCCAAAGGCAGAGACAGUCAGCGUCACCACGGAGGUAGUCGUCAUUGAGGAGUCUACGACCAGAGUGCCAGGGCUGUUUGAGGAGGCUGCCAAGGUUAAGGUCGAGGUCGAUUCAGAAUACCUCACACCAUCCACAGUGCCUCACACCGUGGACAAACCAUUGGACAUCCACGAUGUGGCCAUACCCACAAAGUUUCCAUUCCAUCUCCUCAUUGUCAAAGCUGAAGAAACUAACCAAUCAGUUGAUCCCAUUUUGGAGUUCUUAGGAGAGCCUCUCGGCAUUGGAUCUCCAGAUAUACCAACCCCAGCAAUUGAUAGUGAACUCCUCUUGGGUAGCGGAGACAAUGAUCUCUUUCCUUCUUCUGCCACCACUGUCCCAACCCUGAGCUUUAUUAAUGGGAAACAUGAGUUGACGCUGGAACCUGAGAGAGUCCAAGAAGCCAGAGGAGAUAAAUUUGAGAGUGUGUCUCCAUCAGAGAAUGAAGUACCCCAGUUUGAAGGGCCUGAAGACUUUCCACAGGAGACAACAAUAUCAUUUGACUACGCCAUCAUUAUAACUGGUGCUCUGCCUGAAGAAGAAAAUGUCUCAAGGGAAUCUGUGUCAGCCAAGCCUGGAACCUUAAUCUCAACCACCCUUGAGCAUGAUGACAAAGACUCCAUAGGAUCGGACACAUUUGUGGAGUCUGUUCCUCCCCAACGUCCCUUGGAAAAAGAAGAAGCAUCAGGGGAGGAACCUAAAAUCAAGGAGACUACAUCAACCCAUGCUCCCGCAACAGUUGGACCGAGCACCCCAUUAGGUACAACACCAGGAAAAGAUGCGUCUCUCGCAGAAAAAGAGAUAUCCCCAGAUGUCUCAACACACAGAACUCUCAUGGAUGAAGACUUGGAAGGAUCCACUGGCCCAGAAGGCUCAGGACAUGAAGAUUCAGCUGUGCCCACAACUGAAUCUUUCAGACAAAUAGCAGGGGUAACAGAUGAGGCAGAAAUUUCAGAGUCAGGGAAAGCCUCAGAGGAUGUGGGUGUAGAGUUUACCACAAAACCCCCAAUUAAAGUUUUCUCUGGUACUACUAGUGGUCCUCCUGCAGACACCAGACAACAACCAGAAGCUUCCGGGGACUUUGAAGGCUCCACUUCAGCUGAAGAGGAAGGCUCCACAUCAGACUUGUAUCCACCAACCUCCAUUGAAGAAGAGUCUAAGAAGGAUGUGCAUAAAGCUGUGACACCUCUAGAAGUCCCAAGCACAGCUAAGACUGUUACCGAGACUUCAGGUGAUCAAACUGCUGAGAAGCUUCCCAAGACGACUUCUGUGACAAAAUCACCUCUGCUGCUGGACACAAAGGUGGAAUCCACAACUAUACAUGUGAAGAUUGAUGUAAAAACUCAGGAAACAUUGAGCAUAAAGGAGAGUUCAGGAGAAAAAAUUGAUGCUGAGCAUCCUGUUGCGAUACCAACUCCAACGAGCAGCUAUAUCAAAACUGGUUUAGAAGAAAAGUUGGCCGAGGAAAAGCACGAUGAGGAAAAGCCUUUCUCAACUGCAACGAAGAGCACGGAAAAACAUUGCACAGGUAAUGAGGACGUUUGUAAAGAGAGGCCCAUCAUUAAUGUUGAUACCUCUUUGAUAGUUGAGUCUUCCCCGUCUCCUUUCCCCAUCCAUACUGAGGAAGCAGUGGGCAUGGCUGUUGCAACCAUCACCCCAAAAACAUCAUCUGAAGAGACCCGGGAGCUGGAAGGAUCUGGUGAAGUCUUAGCUCCUGAUUCUAAGCACGUGCUGUCAAAAUCUACCCCUGCCCAACCAACAACUACUUCCAGCUCCUUGGAAGAAUUUUCCGGAGACAAUUUGACUACUGCCCAGCCUGAAGUGGUCAUUUAUGUAGAGGCCACCAUCAUCCCGAAACCUGAUGCUACACCAGCCGAAGACUCUUUCCAGCAAGUAGUGGCCGAGGUCACUUCAACACAUCUGCCAUUUGCUGAUAAGGUACUUGUGGAAACUGGGCCUAUAACUACAAAGCCUGAAUCCACAUCUUCUUCCAGUUCUGAAGAGCGACGUCAUCCGUCUCUAACUCCAGGCGCAGAAGUCGUAAAAUCGGAGUCUUCCAGCUCCGAGAGCUCUUCAGGGGAAAUGGAGGCAGGAAAAGAGAAAUCCUCAUCAGAGGCCGCUAUCACCAGCUCCACAGUGGCGUCCACUACAACGUUGGAAGAUUAUGAAGUCCUGGACUAUGAUAACACCGCAGGCUCGUCACUGCUUCAGGCUGGGCCUCCUCUCGGACUGGACACCACCGUGGCACCUGAGACGGGAACAGACCUCGGAUACACCAUUGAGGGUCAGACUGUUGACAUACCAGGUGUUCAUUCUUGUACUGAAAACAAGUGCCUGAAUGGAGGUUCAUGCUAUAAGAGGGGAGAAUCCUAUAUCUGUGCUUGUGCCCCUGGCUACAGCGGGGUACGCUGUGAAACAGAUAUUGAUGAGUGCCAGUCCAACCCCUGUCGAAAUGGUGCCACCUGCAUAGAUGGAAUAGACUCGUUCUCAUGUGUCUGUCUUCCAAGCUAUGCAGGAUCACUCUGUGAACAUGACACGGAGACCUGUGACUACGGGUGGCACAAGUUCCAGGGUCACUGCUACAAGUACCUGACGCACCGCCGGACCUGGGACGCCGCGGAGAGAGAGUGUCGCCUGCAGGGAGCGCACCUCACCAGCAUCCUCUCGCAGGAGGAGCAGCUGUUUGUCAACCGCUUGGGGCAUGACUAUCAGUGGAUUGGCCUGAAUGACAAGAUGUUCGAGAAUGAUUUCCGCUGGACAGAUGGCCGUCCCAUGCAAUAUGAGAACUGGAGACCAAACCAGCCAGACAGCUUCUUUUCCACGGGCGAGGAUUGUGUGGUGAUGAUCUGGCAUGAGAGUGGGCAGUGGAAUGACGUGCCCUGCAACUACCACCUGACCUUCACCUGCAAGAAGGGCACAGUGGCUUGCAGCCAGCCCCCGGUGGUGCAGGACGCCCGAAUCUUCGGGAGCAUGAGGCCUCGUUACGAGAUCAACUCUCUGGUGCGUUACCACUGCAAGGACGGCUUCAUCCAGAGACACGUGCCCACCAUCCGCUGCCGUGGCGAUGGCCAAUGGGACGAGCCCAAAAUCUCCUGCAUCAGCCCUUCCACCUACCAAAGGACAUACUCACCAAAAUUUCAAUCUAACAACUUCUACAACAACGCCAAGAGGAGAUUCGAUGAGUCAGCUCGACAUGUACACCGCUGGGCCCUCAGACAGGAGAAAAAUAACCACUGAUCCCUGCGAGUCCCCCAUGGCACAAGCGUGGAAUAUGCUUUUUCCUGACAGACAGCUGAAAAAUAGAAUGCAUCAUCAGGUGCCUUUCGAAUGUUUCACAACCAUUUCCGCCAUUUUGUUUUUCCUAAAAAGGCCGAAUCCAAGGACAACCAAAGGGACUCUGUCAGCUGGCCCUGAAUAAUCUCUCUAUCUCUGUCUGCCAUUGGUUGACUCGCAAAGUCCCUUUGCUGGAGAAUUUUAAUGUACUUUUAUUUUCUUCCUCUCUGAUUUAACAGGAAUUACUUAUGAUCUCAUGUCUCCUAUCUAUGACUCCUGUUCACAUGGAGCUGAUAAUUACAAACUUACAUUGUGAGGCAAAAUACCUGGAACAUUAUUGAAAGGGGAAAGAGUCAAGGGAAUAGCAGCAUACUGUAUGUAAAUAGGCAACAGUGGAAAGCUCAAAUAAUGUAAAUAAUCAGUACAUCAAAUGAAAAAAACACUUAAACUGGUUCUUAAGACUUUCACCUUCAGAGAGACUGAUUACUGUUCCAUAAAUGGGCUCACACUUCAGCAGCUUCUGUACAUGAGCAUAGAAUUUACAAUAGAAACAAAUAAUGUGACAGGCACAACGCAAGGUUUUAUCUUAAAUAUCAAAUGUCAGUGUCAAAUUUUCUAAUAAAUUCAGAGAUCAUGCACAUGCUUCUGUCAUGUGACAUUUUAUGUUUUGAAAGGAGGGCCACACUUCCUGUGGAAAUGAGAUUGCGCACAGUGUGAGGAGAACUGUGUGAUCUGUACUGACUGUGUUAGGAGCAAGCCAAUAGGACUGCAGGUCUGACCCAAUCAGAUUUCACAUUUCUGGCAGGAACGUUGAACAGCAUUUUGAACCGCACAUACAAGUAAAUAUAGGAAUCUACAUUUUAAAUAGUUUUCUUAUAGAAUUUAUAAUAAGUUAAUAAGUGGGUUCUUGUUUGUGUAUAUAACCGUUUUAAUAUGUUUGUUUCAUUUAUAGUAUGAUAAAAAAAAGUUGCAAGAAAACUUACUUUGAAUGUUAGUGCCUGACUGUUGCUUGCAGAGAACUUCCAACUCUGACAUUAGAACUUAAAGUGAAACCACAGAGAUUUAGUUUAUUGGAUAUUCUAUACAAGGGUAAGGGGAAUUUUUUAUAAAGAUAAUAUAAAUUUAUAUUAACAUCCACUAUUUGCUUCUGAAUUCCUUGCCAUGUCAAUAGAAAACUGCUAUUUCGCCUUCAUAUUUAAUAGUGACUUUGCUUUGCCAAUAACCGAGGGUCUUAAUGUGUGUAAGCUGCUCCAGCUUCAUCUACGCUUAAUAGAAUGUACUUUAUGGAAAAAAAAAACUCAGAGACUUGAACAAUUGCUUUUGAUGAGAGCUGCAAAUAAUUUAUUUUAACACACUUUUUCACAUGUGUAGGUAUCCUGGAGAAGCAAUGAUAUAUUUUCAUGGCACAGUUUUGAUAGAGAUGCAGAAAUAUAUUUAUGCAAUGCAGGAUAUACGAUGAAAACACAAGGCCUCGUUACAGUUUAUCCUAAAUGUGACUUUGUCCUUAAAUUGAAUGAAAAUAUGCUCUGCACUUUUUAUUGGAAAGUGAAUCCUUUCAUCAGUUGUUUCAACCUUGAUGCUAUGGAAGUGCUGAAUAACGGUACUGUUUUUACAGCUGAAAAGCAUGUUGUGGAUAGACUUGAACUGAGGCCAAAAUACAAGUCAUUGUAAUAGAGAUGGUGCUGUAGGAUUCAUUCACAAAGACAUGUAGAUGACUUAGUCCGGGCUUAGUGUGGAAACCAAAGCCCCAGAUUCACUGUGUCCAUCAGUAAGCCAUCGGCUCAACACUGAAACCUUUUUAUAAACUUGUGUUGCACAAGAGAUUCAUGUCAAUCCAUUUGUCUCGUCCCCACCAGCAAUGUCCGGAAUUAAAACUGUUUUUUUGUUUCUUUUAUUUUCUCCUUUUUUUGUCUUGUGUUUUAUCAUUAAAAUGCACAUUUAUUUGUAUUUAUAUCAUAACUUUAUUGUAUAAUGUGAAUGUCUGGGAUGUUUGUGAAUUAUGCUUUGUGAAGACUUUUACCUUUUUGUACAUGCUCUAUGUCACCAAAGAAGGCCACCCAUUUUAAUACAUUAUUUUGUGUCUACUGUU
This is a messenger RNA of Conger conger (European conger), 7470 nucleotides long. Its product is annotated as versican core protein-like. Lineage: Eukaryota; Metazoa; Chordata; Actinopteri; Anguilliformes; Congridae. Gene Ontology annotation, molecular function: calcium ion binding; hyaluronic acid binding. The record is from RefSeq and is a predicted model, not a curated record. Gene Ontology annotation, biological process: cell adhesion. The transcript has 16 exons. The coding region runs from base 381 to 5345 and encodes 1654 amino acids.